CAGCUCAGAGCCCUGCGGCUGCGGCCUUCACCAUGGAGCAGCUGAGCACAGCAAAUGCCCGUUUUGCCUUGGACCUGUUCCGUGCCUUGAGUGAAAACAAUCCUGCUAGAAACAUCUUCAUCUCUCCCUUCAGCAUUUCCUCAGCGAUGGCCAUGGUCUUCCUGGGGACCAGAGGCAACACUGCAGCACAGCUGUCCAAGACUCUUCAUUUCAAUAUGGUUGAGGACAUUCAUUCAAGAUUUCAGAGUCUGAAUGCUGAUGUCAACAAACGUGGUGCGUCCUAUAUUCUGAAACUUGCGAAUCGAUUGUAUGGAGAGAAAACCUACGCUUUCCUUCCCGAGUUCUUGGCUUCGACUCAGAAAAUGUACGGUGCUGACGUGGCCCCUGUGGACUUCCAGCACGCCCCGGAGGACGCGAGGAAGAUCAUAAACCAGUGGGUCAAAGCGCAGACGGAAGGGAAAAUCCCAGAACUGCUGGCUGCGGGUCUGGUUGACAACAUGACUAAACUGGUGCUAGUGAAUGCCAUCUAUUUCAAGGGAAGCUGGCAGGAGAAGUUCAAGAAAAAGGACACAACCAACGCGCCGUUCAGAGUGAACAAGAAAGAGACAAAGAUGGUGGAAAUGAUGUAUCAGAAGAAACAAUUUCCCUACGGCUACAUCCAGGACCUCAAGUGCCGUGUGCUGGAACUGCCUUACCGAGGCCGGGAGCUCAGCAUGGUUAUCCUGCUGCCAGUUGACAUCCAGGACGAGUCCUCAGGGCUGAAGCAGAUUGAGGAACAAUUGACUUUGGAAAAACUGCGUGAGUGGACCGGACCUGAGAAUCUGGAUGUCAUUGACGUCACUGUCAAGUUGCCCAGGUUCAAACUGGAAGAGAGCUACACCCUCAGCUCUGACCUGGCCCGCCUGGGCUUGCAGGAUCUCUUUGAUAGUCGCAAGGCUGAUCUAUCUGGCAUGUCAGCAGCCAGAGAUAUUUUUAUAUCAGAAAUUGUCCACAAGUCCUUUGUGGAAGUGAAUGAAGAGGGUACAGAGGCGGCGGCUGCCACCGGAGGCAUUGCCACCUUCGCCAUGUCGUUGCCAGAGGAAGAGUUCAUUGCUGACCAUCCGUUCCUCUUCUUCAUUAAGCACAAUCCCACAGCGAACAUCCUGUUCCUUGGUCGAUUUUCCUCCCCUUAGGAGAAGGAGACUGAAAUACAAGGUCGAGCUUAGUUUCUAAUGGUGACAGUUUUCAUAUAUCAUUCCCAAUAAAGCUAC
This is a messenger RNA of Cynocephalus volans (Philippine flying lemur), 1250 nucleotides long. RefSeq names its product leukocyte elastase inhibitor-like. Gene Ontology annotation, molecular function: serine-type endopeptidase inhibitor activity. Bases 33 to 1172 code for a protein of 379 amino acids. Gene Ontology annotation, biological process: negative regulation of interleukin-1 beta production; negative regulation of endopeptidase activity. The record is from RefSeq and is a predicted model, not a curated record. NCBI's taxonomy places the organism in Eukaryota, Metazoa, Chordata, Mammalia, Dermoptera, Cynocephalidae. The transcript has 7 exons.